AUGAGAGCAGCAGCAGCAGCAGCAGCAGCAGCAGCAGCAGCAGCAGCAGCAGCAGCAGCAGCAGCAGCAGCAGCAGCAGCAGCAGCAGCAGCAGCAGCAGCAGCAGCAGCAGCAGCAGCAGCAGCAGCAGCAGCAGCAGCAGCAGCAGCAGCAGCAGCAGCAGCAGCAGCAGCAGUAGCAGCAGCAGUAGCAGCAGCAGCCGCAGCAGCAGCAGCAGCAGCAACAGCAGCAGCCGGAGCAGCCUCCGGCCCCUGUUUCUGGCCUUCGGGCCCUUGGUCUCCCCUCCUCUCCUCCUGUGUUCGGUCCUACGUUUCCUCCUCCGGACUCCGCUCCGGCUGUGUUCCCUCUCCUCCUCGUUCUCCUCCGUCUGUCCUUCCUCGCCCUCCUGAGUCGUCUCUCACUGCCUCCCUGUCUACUCCGGUCACUGACUACUACCGCACGUACCACCCCACUCUCUCUCGUGUUCUCGCCUCUCUUGUUACCGACCCUCGUGCCUCUCCUUCCUCCGUCGCGGUCCUCACUGCCGCUGUCACUGACUUUACUGCUACGCGUCGCCUUGACUACGCCACUCGUGUUGUGGCCGCUCCUCCUGUCCGUCCUCUGUCCGCCGGGGGUGAGUCUGCCCUUGGCUGUGCCGUCCUAGAGGACAGACAGUUUGAGCUAGAGUUCCUGGCAGCUGCUUCACCUCAUCUCUGUGCCAUGCUGCUCACUCCUGAGGGAGACCCCGACGCUCCUGACAUACCUACUCCUCGCACUUACGCUGAGGCAGUGUCAGGGCCUUGGGCCUCUCAGUGGAGAGCUGCCAUGGACGCAGAGAUGGCCUCCUACAGGUCCACAGGCACUUACGUUGACGAGGUUCCCCCCCCAGGGGCGAACAUAGUUGACGGCAUGUGGAUCUUCAAGGUGAAGCGGCCGCCGGGAUCUCCCCCAGUCUUCAAGGCACGCUACGUGGCUAGAGGUUUCAGUCAGCGUGAGGGAGUUGACUUCUUUCAGACCUUCGUGCCCACCCCGAAGAUGACCACUCUUCGGGUGUUACUUCACGUAGCGGCACAGAGGGACUACGAGCUACACUCCCUCGACUUCUCCACCGCCUUCCUGCAGGGCAGCCUACACGAGGAGAUCUGGCUGCGUCGUCCUCCGGGCUUCACUGGCACCUUCCCGCCUGGGACCCAGUGGAGCCUCAGACGACCGGUCUACGGUCUCCGUCAGGCACCCCGUGAGUGGCACGACACUCUCCGCUCUACUCUGUCCGACCUCGGGUUUGAGCCGUCUUCCGCCGACCCGUCGCUGUUUGUUCGUCGUGGGCGCACACCUUUCUUCGUUCUGGUCUACGUUGACGACUUGGUUUUUGCCACAGCCGACACAGUUGCACUGGCGGAGGUGAAGUCCGAACUGCAGAAGAGACACACCUGCACUGACCUUGGGGAACUGCGCCGCUACCUUGGCCUGCAGAUCUCCAGGGACAGAGCCGCUCGCACCAUCACUCUGACUCAGUCACACAUGGUGCAGCAGGUCUUUCAGCGGUUCAGGCUUUAG
Molecule: messenger RNA, 1536 nt
Organism: Closterium sp. Yama58-4
Lineage: Eukaryota; Viridiplantae; Streptophyta; Zygnematophyceae; Desmidiales; Closteriaceae
Source: the annotation of a GenBank genome assembly